Messenger RNA from Aspergillus fischeri NRRL 181, 489 nucleotides. RefSeq lists its product as uncharacterized. Lineage: Eukaryota; Fungi; Ascomycota; Eurotiomycetes; Eurotiales; Aspergillaceae. The coding region runs from base 1 to 489 and encodes 162 amino acids. The record is from RefSeq and is a predicted model, not a curated record. The transcript has 3 exons.
AUGUCGUCGCGUCGAACCACCGAUCCUCAUCGACCAGUCCGCCCCUCGAUCCCCAUGGGAACAUGGGUCCUCUAUGGCUGCGGCGCAGGACUGCUCGGCGUAGCAGCAAUGACCGUCGGAGAAAAAAUUGAACAAGUCUUUACUGGACGGCCCAAUUCCUAUGUCCCCGGCCACACGCUGGAGCGACUACUGGCUUUGCCUCCCCGACCGGACAACGAACGCUGGGGACUAAAUAUGGCAAUGCAUUACGGACAGGGCGCAGUUGCGGCCGUCAUUCGAGCAUUCAUGAGCAUCAACGGCAUUCGAGGACCGUUUGCCGACUUUAUGUUCGUCGGCGUCCGGUUGACGAUUGAUCAGACGCUGGAGAAUUGGACGGGAGUCGGCGCUCCUCCGUGGACGUGGCCAGUCAAUGAGCAGGUCAUCGAUGUACUGCAUAAGGCAGUCUAUGCUUUCGUGACUGGGUACUUGACAGACAGAUGGCUGCAAUGA